CAGAAAAAUGUCUACGUGGACUUGCAGAAUAAUUCUACGUGAAACAACCCCGGAAGUGCUGUAGAUCCACCAAGGAGUACCUGUGUGAGAAUGGUUUCAGCAUGGAAAGGAAGGUCUGGAAAGGGGAAGGUGCCUCCAGGACCAGCUCCCCUUCCCAUUCUAGGUAACCUGCUGCAGGUGAAAGCAAGUAACUUGACCGAAACCCUCCAGAAGCUCAGUGAACAGUAUGGACAAGUGUUCACAGUGCACAUGGGCUCUGACCCAGUGGUGGUGCUAUAUGGACACGAUGUGGUGAAAGAAGCCCUGGUUGAUCGCGCGGAUGAGUUUGCUUCCAGAGGACACAUGCCAAUUGGAGACAGGGCUAACAAUGGACUAGGGAUUAUUUUUAGCAACAAUGAGCCAUGGUUACAAGUCCGGCGGUUUUCUCUCACCACUCUGAGGAACUUUGGAAUGGGGAAGAGGAGCAUUGAAGAGAGGAUACAGGAGGAAUCUGACUACUUGCUGGAAGAGAUCAACAAAACAAAGGGAGCAUCUUUUGACCCAACCUUCAUGCUGAGCUGUUCUGUCUCCAAUAUCAUAUGCUCCAUUGUCUUUGGGAAACGAUAUGAUUAUAAUGACAAGAAGUUCCUGGCUCUGAUGAACAACAUGAACAACAUCUUUGAGAUGACCAACUCCAAGUGGGGACAGCUCUACCAGAUGUUCUCAAAUAUCCUGAAUUACCUGCCUGGCCCACACAACAAUAUAUUUGCAGAAUUUGAUGCUCUAAAAGCCUUUGUAGCAGAGGAGGUGAAGUUGCACCAAGCCUCCCUAGAUCCCAACUCCCCUCAGGAUUUCAUCGACUGUUUCCUCAGCAAAAUGCAGGAGGAGAAAGAUCGUCCCAAUUCCAGUUUCCACAUGAAGAACCUGAUAACAAGUACCUUCGACUUGUUCAUUGCUGGAACUGAGACAACAAGCACCACUAUACGAUAUGGGCUUCUGCUUCUUCUCAAAUAUCCAAAGAUACAAGAGAAAGUUCAAGAAGAGAUUGACCAGGUAAUAGGACGAUCAAGAAAACCUUGUGUGGCUGACCGGACCCAGAUGCCCUACACAGAUGCCGUGGUCCAUGAAAUCCAGCGCUUCAUCUCUCUUGUCCCCCUGGCUCUCCCUCACACUGUGACCAAAGACACCAGCUUCAGAGACUAUGUUAUUCCUAAGGGCACCACUAUUUUCCCUGUCCUCACUUCUGUCCUCCAUGACAGUAAAGAGUUUGCAAACCCACAUGAGUUCAAUCCUGAACAUUUCUUGAACAAGGACGGCACCUUUAGGAAGAGUGACUUCUUCAUGCCCUUCUCAGCAGGUAAAGCACAGGUUUGCUCUUCCACUCUCUGUCAGCUUCCUCCUCUG
Messenger RNA from Hirundo rustica (Barn swallow), 1383 nucleotides. Its product is annotated as cytochrome P450 2C8-like. The transcript is spliced from 9 exons. Gene Ontology annotation, molecular function: iron ion binding; heme binding; oxidoreductase activity, acting on paired donors, with incorporation or reduction of molecular oxygen, reduced flavin or flavoprotein as one donor, and incorporation of one atom of oxygen. Lineage: Eukaryota; Metazoa; Chordata; Aves; Passeriformes; Hirundinidae. Gene Ontology annotation, cellular component: intracellular membrane-bounded organelle; cytoplasm. Gene Ontology annotation, biological process: xenobiotic metabolic process. The record is from RefSeq and is a predicted model, not a curated record. The annotation marks the transcript as partial.